Molecule: messenger RNA, 1785 nt
Organism: Magnolia sinica
Lineage: Eukaryota; Viridiplantae; Streptophyta; Magnoliopsida; Magnoliales; Magnoliaceae
Product: F-box protein SKIP16
Exons: 5
Coding region: 94-1434 (446 amino acids)
Molecular function (GO): protein binding
Source: RefSeq, a predicted model, not a curated record
GUACGCAAUCCAAGUCCUUCCGGUGGAUGCCGCACACAGUGCACGUUAGCGCACAUCCAAACCAGAGCUAUUUGCUCCCUUCCACCUAUAUCCAUGUUCAGAGAGAGAGAGAGAGAGAGACAGGGAGAGAUGGGGUUAGAAGAUUUGGGAGAUUUGGUCCUCAGCAUCAUCUUAUCAAAAGUAGGCCCAAAAAAUGCUGCUAUGAUCGCCUGCGUCAGCCGUCGAUAUAGGGUUUCAGCUUCCGACGAAGGUCUCUGGCUCAGAUUCUGCUCCGAGGAACUCGAUCUCUCCUCUCCCGAAGAUCCGUACGGAAAACCUGCGCCUUCCUUCAAGGUGACAUAUAAAUUAUGGAAGGAAGCUUUUGGUAUGUAUCCUUGGCCUCUAGUGAGGAGAGCUAAACAAUGUUGGAGCACACUUAAAAGUUGGAUGGCUGCAAACUUUCCAGAGGCUGGCAAUACUCUGCGGAAAGGUGCAUCCGAAGCUGAAAUAAAGGUGUUGGAAAAUGAGCUGGGGGUGACUUUACCUCUUCCUACUAGGGUUCUGUAUCGCUUUUGUGAUGGCCAGGAAAUUGGAGGUCCAGAAGAAUUUUUGGGCCUUAUAGGAGGUUACUUCUUUUAUGACCAUGCAGUAAAUGUAUACUUGUUACCUUUGAGUGGGGUAAUCUUUGAAACGAAAGAGUUACGUCACGGUGGUUUUCCAAGCACAUCUAAGUAUGUUGUUGUGGCGGCUUCUACUUAUAUGGAUAAGUUGUUCAUCCUUAACUGUGAUGAUGGUCAGCUCUACGUUGGUACUGGAAACUUAGCUACAAAUAGAGAAAUGAUACCAUGUGUACCUGAUGCAUUGAUAAGAUCAGUGCAUGAUAUGAACAGUUUUCAGCUGCAAGACGCCAUCUUGCUGUGGUUAGAAGAACAUGGCAGGCGCUUACAAAGUGGUACGAUUCGGCUUCGUGAAGAAAGAAAAAUCCGUAGUAUCAGUCUAUUCCCGGAAACAUCGCCGGUCUGUUCCAUUGCAGUAACUAAUGGUGUUCAGGUUCGUGCUUCUGCUGUAUUUGUCCCAGAACUAAGCAACCUUCAGAAUGAGGAAGAGAAGUACUGUUUUUCUUACUCAAUCCGCAUGCGUCUUCUGCCUCAGGGCUGCAUGUUGGAUGGUGUAUACUUUGGCUCUUGUCAACUGUAUUGGCGGCAUUGGGUCAUUCGUGCCAAUGAUGUUGUUGUAUCUACUGCUGGCGGAGAUGCUGUCAUAGGAAAGCAUCCGCUCCUAUACCCAGGUGCUGAGGAAUUCGUUUAUGAAAGUUGCUCGCCCAUGCGAUCUUCUUCUGGUUCUAUCGAGGGUGCUUUCACAUUUGUUCCUGGCAGGUUGGUACACCCCAAAGGAAGGCCGUUCAAUGUAGAAGUCGCUCGCUUUCCUCUUGAAUUGCCUGACUAUAUUUUCUGAUCGGACCCAUGCAGGAAUGGUAAAUUACCAAAUGCCAACACUGAGAUCUGCAUUCUAUUUUGUUAUUUGCUUUUCUUUCCUUGUUGUUAUGAUGUCUACUAUCUAACGUUGAUGUGCCAUGACAAUGGAUCUGUUGUCGUGGUCCUGUGUCUGUUUCUAUUAAAUACUGUGUUUUAAGGUAGUCGAGUUUUAUUUGUGCCAUAUUUACUACUGUAAGAUAAAAAUGUCAGCUGAGAAACCUCAAUGCUUUGUUUUGUUUGAUAUGAAACCAUGGGGUGGUUCUCUUUCUGGAUUUAUGAAUAAUGGGCUCACUGUAAUUUUCACCACAUUUGGAAUAGAUCACUCUUCUUC